This is a messenger RNA of Phascolarctos cinereus (koala), 2469 nucleotides long. RefSeq names its product receptor activity modifying protein 3 (gene RAMP3). Gene Ontology annotation, molecular function: coreceptor activity. Gene Ontology annotation, biological process: receptor internalization; G protein-coupled receptor signaling pathway; calcium ion transport. Gene Ontology annotation, cellular component: signaling receptor complex; cell surface; membrane. The record is from RefSeq and is a predicted model, not a curated record. NCBI's taxonomy places the organism in Eukaryota, Metazoa, Chordata, Mammalia, Diprotodontia, Phascolarctidae.
GUCCUUCCUCCAGCAGUCCUGCUUCUCAGUGGUUCCGGCCCCUAACUCCCCUGGAGGAUACCAGAAUAGCCACUACAUCCUCUUCAUCCUCUGACCCAUGCAAAGAGGACCUGCCGUGGGGGAGGAAACAAACCACAACCCCCAAAAAAAGAAGAAACAGGAGAGUUCCAGUUGAUGGGCGCUGAGGGGCGGUCUGCCUCUGCUUAGGAGGCGGGGGCAGCGGGAGUCGGGGGGGGGGGAUCGCAAUGUCGUUGGCUCUCCUCCGGCUCCUGCGCCCCAGCUGGGAAAGCAGACGAAUUGAGCCAGGGAAGCACGAGGCGGAGAAGAGAGAGUGCUGGAUCAUCAGGCACAACCAGGCUGAGCCGGGUUGGUGGGCGCUGCUGUAGCAGCUCACCUACCUUGGGCCGCCUCGGACUCCCCCUUAUCCCCAGCUCCUCCUCCGAUCCUCCCCUCCCCGUCCCUCCCUUCCCCGCCUCCACUAGCCCGAGCCGGCCCCUGGCUCUCCUCUUUUGGAAGCCUUCCUACAAGGCUUCUCCGGAGCGAGCGCGAUGGAACUGCGAGCGCGGCGGUGGCUGCGACUUUUCCUGGUGCUGCUCUGGGGUGCUUGUCAAAGAACAAGUGGUUGCAAUGAAACACUUAUGCUGGAAAGGUUGCCUGCAUGUGGCAAAGCAUUUGAAGACAUGAUGAGGAAAGUGGACACAAAGAAUUGGUGCAAUUUGACUGAAUUUAUCAUGUACUAUGACAACUUUACCUCUUGCACAGAACUUGAAACCAACAUUGUGGGGUGCUUUUGGCCCAACCCCGUGACAGAGGGCUUCAUCACAGGAGUUCACAAACAGUUCUUCUCCAACUGUACGUCGGACAAAGUGCAUUGGGAAGAUCCACCAGAUGAAAUUCUCAUUCCGCUGAUUCUGAUUCCUGUCCUGCUGACAGUGGGCAUGGCGAGCUUGGUGGUGUGGUGCAGUAAACGGAAUGAUGUUUUGGUGUAGCCUGCAUUUUCCUCUUUUGACUUUCCUUGUUUCCCUUUUUUUUUUGGAAAAAAAAACAACCCAGCAGAAGUCAAGCAUCAGGAACCAUUGUCUAUGUAAGGCUGCUUCAGCCUAAAUAGCUCCUAUCCAGAGGAAAUCUUUCUGGGCUUGAAAAGUCUUGAUGAAAAGCUGCCAUUUUGGAGUUUGGUUUGUGUCAUGAAACCGACUCAUUUUUAAUGAUGUAAAGACACUGGGUUUCAUCAUAUUUCUAACUCUACCAGGGACAAAAUGGAAAUUUCUAGAGGAAUUGACAGUGUAGAAGCUGCUGAAUACAGAAAGAUGAAAGGCAGUGUGGGCCAGUGAGAACUAAGUUUAUCCAUUGUUUCUAGCUAAUCAUUCAUCUCACAAAUAGCUAUGGUAAAGUUUGAGUUACUUGUCUCUGAGUUGGUAGAAGGCUUAUGUUGUGAGCUUGACACCAAAGGUCUUCCACUAAUGGAUUUCCCAGAAGGUUAUCUCAGUUCUUUUAUUUGUAGCAAAAGGAAGACAAUACAACCAAAGAUGGGUACUGCUGUUUUGAAGACAACAAUUCAAACAAACACCUUUAAGGAGAAAGGACCAUAUCACACGAAGGGAUGUUAACAGAAGUGCUUCGUAAGGAUGGACUUCUUGACUUGAGAAGGACAUGAAACUAGCUUCAAGAAGGAUGCAGACCCCUUUCUCACAAUGAGGAAAGAGUGAUAGGAAGUGAACUGCCUUAAUUUGUCAAGGAGUAAUGAAGAAGCUAGAUACAUCAGAUUCCUUCAUUUGUUCUUUAAUUAUUGCUGUCACUUUUAUGAAAACAUGAGUACUGACUGGUUUCUUCCCAUGCCUCUCUCUGCUCCCAAAGGGAUUGUGUGUGCACAGUGUUCUAUAAAUAAUAGAAUACCCAGGCGGCAGAGAUGCCUUUGAAAUGUUAACUGUCAGAAACUGGCUUUCUUUUUAGAUGGAUUAGGACAUGCAUUAGGAGUGAAAAAAAAAGCCACAAGGAAGCUUGUAGCAGACAGUGUGGAUUACAUAGAAUGGGGAAGAAAACAGCUUCUCCAGCAAAGUGGGAGAAAUCUAUUUCUACAGGUUGCCAUAAAAAUGUGGAUGCCUGUGUGUUUGCUGGGCAAUUGUUUUCCCUGUUCCUUCUUUGAGCCCCUUUCCUGUCACUUCUCAAUUGUCCUUUAAAUAAUCCAUGUGAAGUGAAUAGUCCAGUUUGGCUUCUUCAGCCAAAAUUUUUCAUUCUUUAAAUGUAUCUUUCUUGGGUCCCAGUUGGCUCUUUUAUUCUUAAGGGAGCAAAAUUUGUGUUUGUAACAACUGUGUGUAUAAUUCCUACAUGUAAGAUGUGUUUAUGGUUUUGAACUAUUCAGUGGUCCUCUGUUUUUAAAAAGUCUCUAAGUAAAUGUGUAUAUUUGGUGUUUUAUUUUUUUUUUUGUCUUCUUUCACACUGCUCUAGUAAACAGCAAAUGCUUUCAUCAAU